Molecule: messenger RNA, 918 nt
Organism: Capsaspora owczarzaki ATCC 30864
Lineage: Eukaryota; Filasterea; Ministeriida; Capsasporidae
Exons: 4
Coding region: 24-854 (276 amino acids)
Biological process (GO): maturation of 5.8S rRNA
Source: RefSeq, a predicted model, not a curated record
UUCACAUUUUAGUAAAUCCAGUCAUGUCCAGCAGCAGCAGUAGUAGUCGUAGUAGUACUAGUAGUAGUAGUAGUAGUCCUCGCAGUCAUCACCAUGGCGGGGUGCAGUCGAGUGGCAAGGCGAUCGCCAAGCACAUGCGCUCAACCCAAGGCACCGAGUCCUCCGCCAAGCCAUCGCACGGCCGUGACGCGCGCAGCACCAGUGGCAGUGGCAGCAGUGGCAGUGGCGUUGGUGGUAGCAGCGCUGGCGAUGAUGGGCAUGAACGGCGCCGGGGCCAAGCUCAAGGGCCGCAUGGGAAGCGCAUCAAGCAGGACGACGACGCAGGCAGCCGCGGCCGAGAGCACCGCGAUGGCCGUGAAGCAAAGGACCGGAGACGGGCAUCGCACGAUGACCAGGCGGACGUGGUCGCGCGGGCAACGGCCAAGUCCGGUCAAGAUUCCUCCAAUGCGAAUCCAGUGCCAGCGACCAACGCAGAUGGAGACAAGAACGCCGCGCUGUCAGGAAACCUCAUGAAGAUGAAGUUUAUGCAGCGGAGGCAAGAGUCAGACCUGCGCAAACGACUGGAGCAGGAACAGCGAAAAGUGGUGGACGCGUCACACUGGACGUUGCCGCAUGAUGCCACUCCAUUAACGCAACAGGUGGAAUUUGAGGACAGCUUUGCAGGUUGCGAGGACUUGUCGGCGACUGGCCGAAGGUCAUACCAGAGCUUUAAUCCACAAGUUGAUAAACUGAACAAGGAAACGCACAGGCAAGCUACUCUGAAUGCAGCCGACGAGGAAUCAGUGACCAUAUCAGCAGCCGAAAUGUCCCAAACAAUGGCCGCGAAUCAGUCACAACGUCGCCAGCUUUCAUAAACUCGAAAAGAAAAGGCUAUCAAAAAAUGUCGAUGAAUGUGCAAUAAAUAACAUUAAAAUCAAA